GUGACAGGAGACUGAGGACAGGAUCUCCGAGCGGGCUGCGGAGGAUGUCGACCCCGCUGCGGGGACAAGCCCCGUGCGAGAUGUCAGAGUCCGGCCGGCUGUCCCUCACCCUGUCGCCCCGCACCAGCGGCCCUCGGCUCCCGUGAAGAUGAAGCUCCGAGCAGCCAGAGUGAGGCGGAAAGAGGCCGGAGACAGAGAGGAGCAUGUACUGGCGCGUCGGGUUCGCCUGGACGCGGUCGUGUGUGGUUGAUCUUGGCCAGAACCAGAGCUUCUCCUUCGGCCUGCUGCGCGGCUCCGAGGAGCAGCUCUCGUUUUAUGGGUACAUCAUCGCCUGCCCACUGCAGGACUACGGCGGCAUCAUGUCAGCUUUGGGCUCCGACUCGUGGUGGCGGAAGACGCUGUAUCUGACCGGAGGGGCUCUGCUCGCCGCCGCCGCUUAUCUGCUGCACGAAUUGCUGUCCAUCAGAAAAGAAGAAGAGCUGGACUCUAAAGAUGCCAUCAUACUCCACCAGUUCUCCAGGCCUAAAAGUGGCGUCCCGUCCCUGUCCCCUUUCUGCCUUAAGAUGGAGACCUACCUCCGCAUGGUGGACCUGCCCUACCAGAACUACUUUGAUGGGAAGCUUUCGCCGCAGGGAAAGAUGCCGUGGAUCGAGUACAACCAGGAGCAGGUGUGCGGCACAGAGUUCAUCAUCGACUUCCUGGAGGAGAGGCUGGGCGCGAGCCUCAACAAGAGCCUGACGCCUCAGGAGAAGGCCAUGUCCCGCGCCAUCACCAAAAUGGUGGAGGAACAUUUUUACUGGACAAUAGCUUACUGUCAGUGGGUGGACAACCUGGAGGAGACCCAGAAGAUGCUGUCGGUGAGCGGACCGCUGAGCGACCUGCUCAAGUGGAUCCUGAGUCACCUGACCGGCGGGAUCGUCAAGAGGGAGAUGUACGGGCACGGGAUUGGCCGGUUUUCUAAGGACGAGGUUUACGCUCUGAUGGAGAAAGACAUGCGCACCCUGGCCACUCUGCUCGGUGAUAAAAAAUACAUCAUGGGAUCGAAGCUUUCUACUGUAGAUGCUACAGUGUUCAGUCACCUGGCCCCUGCUAUGUGGACCCUACCAGGGACACGUCCGGAGCAGCUAAUCAAAGGUGAGCUCAUCAACCUGGCCAUGUACUGUGAGCGCAUCCGCCGGCGUUUCUGGCCGGAGUGGUUCGUGGACCUGGAGGACUUCUGCUACAGCGACACCACGGACUGCAGCGACUCGGCCUCCAAACUCCCCGACCUGGGUCUCUACUCCCGCACAGACACUUUCGAGGAAGAAACACACACGUCGCACACGCCGCACACGCCGCACACGCCGCAGGGCCCGCUGUCGCCCGACAGCGACCCCACAGGCCACUCGCUGUAUGACUCAGACAUGGACACCGAGUGCUCUGAAAUAGACCAACUCAAGUGUUGACGAAAAACACACACACGCUAGACAGUACAUAGACACUUUACAUGCUACACAUGUGCACGCCACAGGAGGGAGCACACAUGGGCCAGAAAGUUACUGGGGAGAAUCUGUGGUGUUGUUUGUGCUGGUGGAGAAGUUGAGGUUCAACUUGCACCUGCAGUGGAGGAAUGAUUGGUCAGAGAGUCCAGGAGAGACAGAGAGAGUUUGACAAGGUGUGAACUAGAGGCAUUCAAAACCAGGAGUAAAUGACGCCGCUGCUGAGAAACUCCUCCACGUGGUCGACAUCAUCCGCAGUCACCCUGUUGCUGUAACCUAGGCAACCGUGUGUGUGUGUGUGUGUGUGUGUGUAUGUGUCUGUCUUGCCCCCCACCCCCCCACACACACACACACUGUACAUCGCAGCAACUUGUAGCACCCAGCCGUGCGUGAGUCUCCCAACUAAGUGAACCCUCAAAAUGCCUUUUAUUGAUAUGACAGAUAUUAACACGGAGGAAACUGUACAUGAUUCACGUGAGAGAACACAACCGAGUGUACAUAUAUAUAUGUGUAUAUAUAUAUAUUCAAAUGGAUCUGAUUGAAUUCUCAGAUUAAAUAGAUAGAAUAUUUAAUUCUAUAUUAGUAUAAAUACUAUAUAUAUAUAGCUUAGAGAUAUCAAAUCACACCCCCCUGUUUGUGAUAUGGUGUAAAUAGUGUAGGUGUUUCCCUCUUGUGUUGACACAAUGAGUCUUGUAAUCAUCUCCAUGAAUACACACUCUGCUGAUCCAGGGUCAGUAUUCAGAGCCUUCCCGUGUCUGUGUGUGUGUGUGUGUGUGUGUGUUUGUGUGUCUAUACAACUGGGAUAUUACAGCUGCCCAUAAUUGCAUAGUGCACAACAGAUGGUAAAACUGUAAUUAGCACUUUUUAUUUAUUUAUUGUUUGUCUUAUAAGACAAUUAUUUUGGCAAAAAAAAAAGAAGAAAAAUCCCCAAAUCUGUAGCAUAAUAAGACGACACACUGUCACAUUUCACAUCCAGACAUUAAGAGCGAGUCAAACAAUCAUGUAGAAAAAUAUAGAUGUUAUAGAUAAAAAUGUAUAUUAUAAUCUGAAUUAAAGUGCAUGGCUGCCACGUGCCAAUAAUGACAAUAUCCCUUUACACUUCUGUGUGGAUAGAUUUAUCUAUGUUUCCUCGCUGGCCUAGUUUGAGUUUGACGUUGCGAUGCUUGUUGGUGCCUCUCGCACCCCGCAAAGAUGUCAAGGAUGUAGCAAGUGGAUGAAAAAGGACUUCAUUUGUUUUGAUUGUGAUGAUUUAUGCAAAGCAAUAAGAGAGCAGGACCAGGUCUGUUUUUAAUUCUAUGUUACGUCAGAGUGAGAGGUCUUCGGGGAGAGUUGUGCGAUGGCACGGCGCGGGCUUGUAUGUGUGUGUUUGUCGUUCAGCAAAUGCACAUGUCAUCACGUCGGGUGUGUUAAAGGCUUCUUAGAUGAAUCUAAACGAGGGGAAGACAUCAGAGUAUGUGUGAACGAUGAACUCCGUGAACUCUGUGUGUGAACGAUGACGAUGCCUCACAAACACUGUCGCGUUCACACAGGUGGUAGAAAAAGGUGAAAUGAUUGAGUUAGUUAUUUAGUUUAGGUGUUUUUCUCUCAGCUCUUAUGUUCGUGUGCCUCAGUGUUUUCUUCCCCACAGAACACUGGUGUUAAAUCAUAUUAAAUAAAAGCUUUGGAAGCUUUCUAGUUGUGCUACUGGCCAGAUAAAGUAAAGAGACAGUGUACGUUCUCACAGUUUAUUCCAAAGACUUCAAUAUGUACCAGUGACUUCUGUCUUCAACGAAUCAGUCGAGGAGGUGCAAUAAUGAUAAUAAUAAUAAUAAUAGUAAUAGUAAUAAUAAUAAUUAUGAUAAUAACACUGAUAAUUGUGAAAAUUAGUGCCAUGGUUCUUAAAAUUUUAAAUUUAAUGCACUUCAGUGAGUGUAAUUAAGUGAAAAUAAAUUGAAAUCCCCACGACAGGCCUUAAGUGUAUACUGUGUAAGUAAAUUACAGAAAACCUUAAACUUUCUUUGACAUAAUCUGGUUAUUUGGUCGUUAAAUGACUCCUUCUGUCCAUAUGUAGAUCGCCAUUUUUAUGCUUUAGUCUGGCUUCACACAUCCAGUGUGAAACUGGCCUCCUGGACCUGGACCUGGACAGAACUGGACUCCUUCACAAAAAUGUUGAUUUUAAAAAUAAAACAAAUGCCCAGGCCUUGCUUAUAUUUACAGGAUGCCAAAGACUGAAUCUAGCACUUAGCAGACAGAGAAGACUCUGGAAGGUGUGCAGUCAUUAACGCAUCAUUGUGGAACCGAUCUUUCAUGAGGACACUGAUGUCCAUAAUGAUGAUUAGACUGAUAUUAGUGAAGGCUUUAGUGGUGAUUUGAUUGAAACACAAUCAUCGUUUGAGCGAUGAGCUGACGGGGUGGUGUCUCUGUCACGGUGGACACGUGUGUGUGUAUGUGAGCUGCAGUUUACUCCACUACUUAUUUAUUCACUUUAGCCUGAAACUGAAGAAAUUGAACUGUCUUAAAACCCUCGCCUGCAUGUUCUUGCCUUCUCUCCAAUGGUCAGACUUAGCCUUAGGAAAGCUGUUUACUUUCUGCCAGUUUUAUUUAUUUAUUUACUGUAUAUGAGUUCAAAUGACGUGUUUGAAUUUGAAAGACAAUAUUGUCAUUUAUCUUUGUACUGUUCUUAUGUUUACAUUAUGUUUUCUUCUCCGGCUGAUAAUUCCUAUCGAGACGUGUUCAUUGAUCUGUGUCUUAGUGCAAUACUGUAGCUUCUCUGACUUGUGUUGACGUGUAACACUGGAGAAGAAAAUGUGUGUUUUCAUUGCUGUGAUUGCAUGUUUGUCCACGUUUUUUGAGAUGCCAUUUUGGUAAAUGUUGCCGUGCAUAUCAUCGUGUGUCAUAAUAUUUUAGCAGGUUGGCAUUAAUCUCUACAUCGGAAACUAUAGGGGCAAGACGAGAAACCAGACGUCCUGUUGGACCUCAGGUCAGCAGGGUGAGCUCAGUCGUCUUUGCUGAUCAGCUGAUAAUCCAUGUCUCUACUUGCCUGUCACGGGACAAAGUUCUCUCAUGUCAGCGUCCGUCCAUCACAUAGUUCCUCAGAAGUUAAAGGUCAGAGAACGAGGUCACAGCUCCUCAUUGAGUUUUCUGAUUGAAGACUGUAGAAGCCAUAUCGCAUUGUGUCCCUGGUGUUGUAUGUUUGCUCAAACACUCUCAUCCAACAACUGUACAUACAAGAAAACAUGGGGAUUAAUAUGUAGAGAUGAAUAUGGGGAAAAAAAGGAUUGUCAUGAAUGUAUCAUACUGAAAGUCCAAGAUGUAUGAUGAUGGAUUACUCAUAAUAUUUCAUUAAAUAUAGCUGUGUUAUUUUA
This is a messenger RNA of Solea senegalensis (Senegalese sole), 4822 nucleotides long. RefSeq names its product failed axon connections homolog, metaxin like GST domain containing a (gene faxca). The coding region runs from base 204 to 1445 and encodes 413 amino acids. The transcript has 6 exons. The record is from RefSeq and is a predicted model, not a curated record. Gene Ontology annotation, cellular component: cytoplasm. Lineage: Eukaryota; Metazoa; Chordata; Actinopteri; Pleuronectiformes; Soleidae.